Messenger RNA from Penicillium angulare, 1584 nucleotides. RefSeq lists its product as uncharacterized. Lineage: Eukaryota; Fungi; Ascomycota; Eurotiomycetes; Eurotiales; Aspergillaceae. The record is from RefSeq and is a predicted model, not a curated record. Gene Ontology annotation, cellular component: membrane. The transcript is spliced from 7 exons. Gene Ontology annotation, biological process: transmembrane transport. Gene Ontology annotation, molecular function: transmembrane transporter activity. Bases 1 to 1584 code for a protein of 527 amino acids.
AUGGUUUUUAAGGAUGGUAAUCUAGCCGUGCGGGAGUUAAGCUCCAAGCGCUACAAGGAUCGCGAUGAUGAGGAUAUGGCCAGGGCUGGCAAGAAGCAACGCUUCGAGCGAAACUUCGGCUUCUUGUCGAUGUUGGGAUUUACUACAACGAUGAUGUGUACCUGGGAGGCAGUUCUCUUCUGUAACGCAAUCGCGAUGGCUGAUGGAGGACCCGCAACUCUCCUCUAUGGAUUCUUAUUUUGUUGGGUCGGUGCACUCGUGACAGCGGCUUCUCUGGCCGAGAUGGCCUCAAUGGCUCCUACUUCCUCCGGUCAAUAUCAUUGGGUGUCAAUGCUCGCACCAAAGGGACAGGCAGUUUUCCUUAGUUGGGUGACCGGAUGGCUGGAUUUGAUCGGAUGGUGGGCCAACACAGCUGUGGGUGUUUAUUUCGGCGCAACCGUCACACAAGGUCUUCUUGUGUUGAAUUACCCCUCCUAUGACCUCCAGCGCUGGCAUGGAACCUUGUUGUGCUUUGCCGGUCUGGUUGUCUGUGUCCUUGUCAACUCCGUAGGAGCAAAGCUUCUUCCUAAGGUGGAAGGUCUCAUUUUGAUCCUUCAUAUCAUGGGCUUCUUCGCCGUCUUGAUUCCUCUUGUUUAUCUGGCCCCCCACAAAGACGCAUCGUAUGUCUUCGCUACGUUCCAAAAUGAUUCAGGUUGGUCAAGCAACGGCUUGGUUUGGUUGAUUGGUCUUAUGGGAACCAACCUCCCCUUUAUCGGUUAUGAUGGUCCCUGUCACAUGGCUGAGGAAGUCAUCAACGCUUCAGUUACUGUGCCCUGGUGUAUGAUCGGCACAAUCUUGCUCAACGGUACACUUGGAUUUGCCAUCGUUGUCACCUUCCUAUUUUGCAUCGGCGAUGUCGACGCCGCCUUGGGCUCCGACACUGGGUACAGCUAUAUCGAAGUUUUUUACGCCGCGACCAAAUCUCACGCUGGAGCAACCGUGAUGGCCGCCAUCCCCGCCGCCCUCGUUAUCUGUGCUUCUUUCGGAUUCUUAGCAUCAUCAUCCCGUCUCACCUGGGCCUUUGCGCGAGACAAGGGUCUCCCGUUCUCGGACUUCCUCUCCCACAUCACUCAUUUGAAAAUCACUGGCUCGGACCUCCCAAUCCGUGCAGUUCUCCUUUGUGCAGUCAUUACAGGCAUUAUCUGUAUCAUCAACAUUCCUUCAAGUGCGGCGUUCAACGCCAUGAUCUCAUUGACUACAGCCGGUCUUUUCGCUUCAUAUGAAAUUGCAAUUGUGCUCAUGUUCAUGAAGAAAGUCAAGGGAGAAAAGGUAGCCUACGGUCCAUGGACCCUAGGCCGAUGGGGAAUUCCCAUCAACAUCGCAGCAAUCAUCUUCCUGACUAUUGCUAUCUUCUUCUCUUUCUUCCCCCAGGGACUUCCAGUUACUCCGGUUAACAUGAACUGGUCUAUCGUUGUGUUUUCAGGCGAGUUCUUCCUUGGUCUUGGUUGGUACUUGAUCUACGGGAGGAAGAUCUACAACGGCCCUAUUAUUGAGGCUGGUGUGGGUAGUUCAGAAGAGCAGUACACCAUUUCCUCCCAGGAGUGA